Messenger RNA from Gadus macrocephalus (Pacific cod), 6210 nucleotides. RefSeq names its product AP2-associated protein kinase 1-like. The coding region runs from base 916 to 4452 and encodes 1178 amino acids. Lineage: Eukaryota; Metazoa; Chordata; Actinopteri; Gadiformes; Gadidae. Gene Ontology annotation, biological process: protein phosphorylation. The transcript has 20 exons. Gene Ontology annotation, molecular function: protein kinase activity; ATP binding. The record is from RefSeq and is a predicted model, not a curated record.
UGGCUUUCACAACGAAUGACAGAAGGGGUUGCUGCAGCAUCUCGAUGAACUACAUCACCCAUAAUUCCUUUCUAACAUUAGCAGCAACAGCUAGGAUGCUGCGAUACUGCUGGUAGCAAAAGACUGCUGGGGUUGCAGGGCUGACUCGAAAUCCAUUUCUGCUAUAUAGAAGAUGUCAGUGGCUCCCAUUGGAAUAAAACUAGACUGCAGUUUAAGGUCGAUUUCAUCCGGAAUUAUUUAACCAACCAACCAAUCAGGUUACGCAAAUACGUUGCCUUACGAAAAAAAAACAGUUUUGGUAGUAAAUAGAAACAAUGUAUUAAACCCCUGGGUAGUUGUAAGGCUACCCAAAUGUAUUCUUGAAAUAACUGUUAACUGACGAUGGGAAAUUAUUUGAGACGUCUUACAAAUUGCACCACGGACACAAGGCACUCGAAUAAGUGAUGCUCCGAGGAUAACCUGGAUAACCUACACGAAAUGUCCUAGCCGUCAGUAGCUAGCGCGGAGCUAGCCGUCAGUAGCUAGCGCGGAGCUAGCCUGCUGAUGCUCAAGAGAGAUGGAGAAGGAGCCAACGUUGAUAAAGAAUCAAGUCUCCCAGGGAUCACUGCUGGACUAAAGGUGUGCUUCAGUUAUAUAACCAUCAACGGUCUGUCGCUUGUUUACCAGAACGCUGGUCAGGCAGAUGGACAUUGCUCCUGAUACAUGUUUGGGCUGCCUGAACAACAUAUGUGAAGAUUCGACAACACAAACGCUACACGUUUCGAAUCGAACUGGAGACGUGAAGCUUCGACUGUGUUAAAUUAUCCGUCCAACGGGAUUUGGGGAAUAACAAUUGGGGGGGAAAUAUCUUAAGCUGGAAGCAAGAACGGCAUCUGUGCAAUUUUCAAACCAUAAUAUCUUCUAUCAAUCGACAUCAUGAGGAAGUUCUUCGAUUCUCGUCGGGAGUUGGUCAGUUCUGGACCUGGUUCUGGAGGUGCUGGUGGGGGCAGUGGUUCCAGCCAUGCAGGUGGGAAUUUCAUUGGACGAGCAUUUACAAUCGGACGGCAUCAAGUUACCGUUGAGGAGAUCAUUGCAGAAGGGGGGUUCGCCAUAGUGUUCCUGGUACGCACCAAUCAGGGAGUGCGCUGUGCCUUGAAGAGGAUGUACGUAAACAACGAGCACGACCUGCAGGUGUGCAAGAGAGAGGUCCAAAUCAUGAAAGACCUCGUGGGCCACAAGAACAUUGUUACUUAUUUGGACUCCAAUAUCACAGCCAUGGGAGGAAGAGAGGUCUGGGAGGUGCUCAUUCUGAUGGACUACUGCAAAGGGGGCCAGGUGGUGAACCUGAUGAACCAGAGGCUGCAGACGGGCUUCGCUGAGGCGGAGGUCCUGCAGGUCUUCUGUGACACGUGCGAGGGUCUGUCCCGUCUGCACCAGCGCAAGGUCCCCAUCGUUCACCGCGACCUCAAGGUGGAGAACAUCUUGUUGCAUGACAAGGGCCACUACGUUCUCUGUGACUUUGGCAGCGCCACCGAUAAGUUCCAGAGCCCACAGACUGAGGGAGUGGCCACAGUGGAGGAAGAAAUCAAAAAAUACACAACACUAUCAUACCGUGCCCCUGAAAUGGUGAAUCUGUACAACAACAAACUCAUCACGACUAAAGCAGAUAUCUGGGCGCUGGGCUGCUUGCUGUAUAAGCUGUGUUUCUUCACUCUGCCCUUCGGCGAAAGCCAGGUGGCCAUAUGUGACGGCAGCUUCACCAUCCCAGACAACUCUCGCUACUCCUACGACCUGCACUGCCUCAUACGCUACAUGCUGGAGCCAGACCCUGACAAAAGGCCUGAUAUCUUCCAAGUGUCCCACUUGGGUUUCAAACUGUCUCAGCGGACCUGCCCUGUUCAGAAUGUGAAGAAUUCUCCGUUACCGGCCAACCUUCCUGAGCCAAUCAAAGCGAGUGCAGCAGCGGCAGCAAAGAAGAGCCAGACUCAGAUCAAGGCCAGACUGACGGACCGCGUCCCCACCACCGAGACCUCCAUCACCCCUCGCCAGCGGCCCAAGGCGGGCCACGCACAGACCCCCGUCGCCGGCAUCCUCCCCAUCCAGCCCGCCGCGCUCACGCCCCGCAAGAGAGCCAACAUCCCCGCCGGGCCAGCCCAGCCCAUAGGAGUCAGCCUGGACCUGUCGCAGCCGGCUGCAGCUCUCCUCUCACAAAAGGCCCCCACCAGCCUGAUGCUCAACAACUCCAUCCAGCCUGCAGGGGUUCCUCAAAAACAGCCGGCACCCCCAGCGCCCGCUGCCGCCGUUACCGAGCUCUCCGCGUCGCCUGCUGCGCCCAAGCUAGAGCCUCAGCCGACUCAGAACCGAGCUCAGGUCACAUGUCCGCCCGCGGCCGCUCCGGCCCCCGUUCCCCAGCAACCGCAGCAACAAGCGUCCCAGCCUCCGGCCAGCCCGGCUCCGCCCCAGCGACCGGCCCGCCGCAAGCAGGCCGGCGCUCAGCCUUCCCCCAGCAAACCACUGGCCCCCCAGCAGCCGGCCCAGCCCUCACCUGCCCCAGGGCCCGCCAUGGCCCUCGCCACAGCUCCUGCCACAGCACCUGUCCCCUGUCCCGUCCUGGCUCCCGUCCUGGCUCCCGUCCUGGCUCCCGUCCUGGCUCCCGUCCUGGCUCCCGUCCUGGCUCCCGUCCUGGCUCCCGUCCUGGCUCCUGUCCUGGUUCCGGUCUCAGCCCCAGUCCUGGCUCCUGCCCCAGCUCCUGUCCCUUGUCCCGUUCUGGCUCCCGUUUCGGCCCCAGUCCAGGCUCCCGUCUCGGUUCCUGACCCGGGUCCCGUCCUGGCUCCUGUACUGGCCCCUGUCCUGGCUCCGGUCUCGGCUCCUGUUCCGAGCUCUGUCCCGGCUGGAGCCCCAGAGCCCGGCUCCCAAAAGGCUGAAACGGAGAAGAGGGUUGUGACUCCGCCUUCUUCCUUAAAUUUGGUCCUGGAGGAACCAGUUUUGGCUGCGGUUCAAGUGAACGACUCUUCUCAACAACAACAACAGGAUACUCUGGGAGAAGCUGUGCCGAGCCAACCAGCGGGUCCAUCUGGCCUGGUGGAAGGCACGGCCCAGUCCAGUGUGGUGCAGGACGGGGUCCAGCCCGGCCCAGGCGACAGACGGUCUCCCCCCUCCCAUGGCUCAGCCAGCUCCACCCCCUCGCAGCCCCAAUGGAACCCCUUCGACGACCACGACAGCUUCUCUGGGCAGGCCGUCGGCCUCCUGAUCAGCACGGACGACGUAAUGCCCACAGAUGUACCUUCGGAAAGUAACCUGGUGACCCUUGAUGAACUGAUUCCUGGUCUGCAGUCUUCGCCUAUCGGGGAAGGUGAGAGAGCGUCUGCCGGUCUUCUCUGUGGGGAUUCUGUGGCCUCGCUGUUGUCCCGACCCGACCCCUUCAGCGGUCUACAACUGUCAGACACGCCGGCAGAGAAACUGAUCGAAGGACUCAAGUCUCCAGAUACAUCCUCCCUCCUACUUCCUGAUCUACUCUCAUUGGCCGAUCCCUUCGGUGGCUCUUCGCAGGACUCUGCCAAAGCAGAAACCUCGGCAGCAGACGACUCCCUGCUAGGCUGUUCCCUGACCUCUGGCGCCUCCUCCUCCACCUCCUCUGACCCUACAGGAGGAGUAGCGGGAGGAGGGGGAAGGACCAGUGGCUACUCCUCCCUCUCCUCCGCCCCCACCUCCGCCGCGGCCUCCGCGCUCGACGAGUUCAGCCUCCUGACGGGGGUGACCAUGCAGCCUCAUGCAGACUGUCUACUGCUGUCAGACUUUGACACCCAGGGGACCGCCGCUGAGGUGGGGGUCAUGGAGGAUGAGUUUGACCCCAUCCCCGUCACCGGAAGGAAGAACUCACAAGACCAGCAGAGGGCGUCGGCUCCUCUGCCAGCCACCAGCAGCUCCAUGCAGGCUGUAGUGGAGCUUGGUCUGACCCCCGCGCCUGAGCGCAGCCUGCCGCCCGCCACAUCACGCGCAGAAGAAGAGAAACACUCCCAUCACAUACCAGAUAAAGCCACCCCUCUUCUGUUUCAAUCUCCCCGCCGACAAUCGCCGUGGCGACCGAACGGCCUGCUCUGCCCCGACAUCUCUCACAUCCGCCGCCCCCCACCCAGUGUCGGGUCCCCGGACCCCCUUCCUGACAGGUUCCCACUGGCCCCCUGGGGUCUAAAGCAGGACCAUGCAGAGGGGGGUCCCGCUGUUAAACAACUGCAGCGCCAAACCCCCGGCCCCGUGCUGCCCGCCCCCCCGCGGAGUGUCCCCGACGUCCAAUCACUCGUCAGUGCCCCCCGGUGUCUCACCGAGGCUCCGCCCCCUUACCUGCGCUACAUGGCCCCGCCCGUGUUCCAGCAGCCAAUAGCGGCGCACCGCGUGGUGUCCAGCGUGGGGCAGCAGGCGGCCGUCGGUUCAGUGGCGGUUGGGCCGCUUUAUGCCUGGCUGAUAGGCCCGUGAUCCCCCCGUCCCUCUCAGACCAGGUCCUCCCAGGACCCCCACCUCAGACCAGAUCCUCCCAGGACCCCAACCUCAGACCAGAUCCUCCAGGACCCCAACCUCAGACCAGAUCCUCCCAGGACCCCAACCUCAGACCAGAUCCUCCCAGGACCCCAACCUCAGACCAGAUCCUCCAGGACCCCAGCCUCAGACCAGAUCCUCCCAGGACCCCAACCUCAGACCAGAUCCUCCCAGGACCCCAACCUCAGACCAGAUCCUCCAGGACCCCAACCUCAGACCAGAUCCUCCAGGACCCCAACCUCAGACCAGAUCCUCCAGGUCCCCAACCUCAGACCAGAUCCUCCCAGGACCCCAACCUCAGACCAGAUCCUCCAGGACCCCAACCUGAGACCAGAUCCUCCAGGACCCCAACCUCAGACCAGGUCCUCCCAGGACCCCAACCUCAGACCAGGUCCUCCAGGACCACCAUCUCAGACCAGGUCCUCCAGGACCACCAUCUCAGACCAGCACAUACUGGACCCCCCUCUCAGACCAACUCCUUCUGGACCCUCCUCUCUCAGACCAGAUCUUUGUGGACCCCCUUCUCAGACCUGUUCCUCAUGGACCCCCCUCUCAGAACAGAUCCUUGUGGACCCCCCCUCUCAGACUUGUUCCCCCUGGACCCCGAUCUAAGACCAACUCCUUCUGGACCCCCAUCUAAGACCAGAUCCUUCCAGGAUCCCCCUCUAAGACCAGAUCCUCCCAGGUCCCCAACCUCUCCGAAGAAGAUGAAGAGUGUGUUAGCAGCAAUAGGAAGGACUUCAAUCCGAGAUAAAGAGUGUUUAGCGUUAUGCAGGAAGGACUUUUAUACAAGAUGAAGAGUGUUAGCACUAUUCAGGAAGGACUUUUAUACAAGAAGAAGUGUGUGUUGGCAAUAUACAGGACAGACUUUUAUACAAGAUGAAGAGUGUGUUAGCACUGUACAGGAAGGACUUUUAUACAAGAAGUGUGUGUUAGCACUAUACAGGAAGGACUUUAUACAAGAUGAGUGUCUUAGCACCAAGUACUUUCAUCUCUCCAAAAAUAAGAACCAAACAAAAAAUAUGAUUUUGGUUUAGUGGCUAACACCGUCUUCAGGUACCUCUGAGGGGUUAGCUGUGUUCUUCAAGGACUCUAGCGAAUACACUGCCUCCCUGGCCAUCACUUGUUGACCUACAACAAAAGCAAGCAGACACGCAAGACAUGUUUCCGAUUCUGUCUUUAGAAUCAUGACCCAUAGUUAUUUUUUCUUGUUUCUCUAAAUUACUUAAAACUAAGGGAAGCCACAUAGAGCCAAAGUAAAUUGACAGUAUAUCUUAAUGAAUUAUUUUGAAAUAGUGUAUUGAAAGACUAAUGGUACUAUCUCUCUUUAUAAUUAUUGUUAUUAUUCAUAUAUCAUUCAGCUACAAUGUGACCCAUUCUCAUUUAAAAGUAUAACGUUUGAUUAUACUUAAUAUGUUCCUCAUAAUCUGGCCCAAUCAAUCUAUUUAUCGAUCAAUGAUAUAGAACUAUAUCUAUGUGGAUGUAGUUCUAGAUUUGAAGUUGCGAAACUCUGUUAUACCAUUUACACCAUAUGUGAUAAAAAACUGAAUUCCACAAACUGGAUAAGGGAGAUAAGGAAGCUAGUUUUAUUUCCAAGGUCAAAAAUGUUUUUUUUUACACUUUCUAUUAUGUGUCACAUUUACGUUAUUAUAUUAUUUUUGUAUAUGCAUUUGUCAUUAAAAAAAAUGUAUAUCCAAA